This is a messenger RNA of Stegodyphus dumicola, 1531 nucleotides long. RefSeq lists its product as uncharacterized. Lineage: Eukaryota; Metazoa; Arthropoda; Arachnida; Araneae; Eresidae. Gene Ontology annotation, molecular function: peptidyl-prolyl cis-trans isomerase activity. The record is from RefSeq and is a predicted model, not a curated record. Gene Ontology annotation, cellular component: cytoplasm.
CCUUUGUCCGUAUUUUAAACGCAUGCUCUGUUGCGUUUGACGCUUACCGGCUUUGUGCGUUUUCACUUCCUUUCAUUAAUAAAAGGACUCUUCUAUAUUGGAAAAUAAUAUUUUUUUGAAUGAUGUCAAAUGUUGUACAGGUUAGUGAUGGAGUAUUCAAGGAGGUACUUCGUUUUGGUUCUGGAAAUAUACCUCAGCGUGGUAGUACAAUUACAGUUCAUUGUACAGGAUGUUUAGCUAAUCCUGUCAAAAAGUUUUGGAGCACUAAAGACCCUGGCCAAUCUCCAUUUACAUUUCAAGUUGGAUUAGGAAAAGUCAUUAAAGGAUGGGAUGAAGCAUGUCUCACUAUGCAGCAAGGUGAAAUUGCGAGAAUAUCAAUUCGAUCAGACAAGGGCUAUGGAAGCCAAGGUUUUCCUGCUUGGGGAAUUCAUCCCAAUGCAGAUUUACAAUUUGAAAUUGAAAUUUUAAGCAUUCAGUAAAUGUAUUUUUGAUGUUUUUGUGGAAUUUGAUCUACUGUGUAGAUCUUUUUAUAAUUUCUUUAAUUCUGUUUACAUUUCCUUCCUUACAUAUGUCUUAAGUGUUUACUAUAAAAUAAACCAUUCCAGUUAUAAGGAAAUAAAAACUUUUUAUUUGACUUUUUCCACUCAGAUACAAGCAAAACAUAUUUAAAAAAUAUAUAAUUUUAAGUACUAAUAAAAAACAAUGAAGUCUAAAAUAUUUGAUCACAUAGUCAGAAUUGUAUAUUUGACCUAGUGUUUUUUAAGUGUAUUUAAGGAUAUCUUGAUUAAUAAAAGAGAAUUAAAGAGUUUGAAAAUUACAAUACGUAAAAAUGCAUAAAAUACUGAACUAAUUAAUGCACCCUAGUUCCAAUAUAAUGCAAGCGUUAUUAUGGAAUUAGAUAAGUAGCAUUAUUAUUAUUUUUAGUAAGCAAAACUGCAAGCCGUAAUAUCACAAAUAACUGAAUAAAGAAUCAGAAUAAAUCAAAAAUACACUGGUCAUUCAUACAAGUGAUGUUAUUUUCCGGGAAAUAUUAAUAAUAAUAUACUAGUAUAUUCAACAAUUUUUUUUAAGUUGAAUUUGGUUAAAUGUAUAAAAAUAUGACUUAUUAAGAGGUUUUCUUUGACUAAUAUAUCACAUUAUUUUUCAUAAAAUUAAGAAAACCUUCUAGAUAUAAAAAUCAAAACACUAUAUACAUAAGUACUUUGGUCUUUGAAAUUUUAGACUUAACUUAUUGUAAAUAAUAACAUAAGCAAGAGCAGACAUUUAAUGCUUAAGGUCAAAUAACCACUAACAUUUGAGGAGUAUGAUUUGGACAUAUUUUUACUAUUUGUAAUACUCAGUAAAAGAAUCAUUGCAAUUUAGGUUAUAAUCUUAUUUUCUUCACAAAAUAUUCUUUGGUCAUUAAAUUUUCUUGUCUCCAAGCAAAAACUUUACUCUGAAAGGAGUCCUGUUCUUGGAAAGAAAGAGAAUUUAGUUCUUUUCCAGCAAAGCCAUAGCAUGUGGCAUCUUUUUUUUUUUUUUUUUUUUUUUU